Malaya genurostris is the source of this 1643-nucleotide messenger RNA. RefSeq lists its product as uncharacterized. The transcript is spliced from 3 exons. The record is from RefSeq and is a predicted model, not a curated record. NCBI's taxonomy places the organism in Eukaryota, Metazoa, Arthropoda, Insecta, Diptera, Culicidae. Bases 688 to 1464 code for a protein of 258 amino acids.
CCGAACGCGCGACAACACGCGCACAGUAGCCGCAAGCCCGUACCGUGUGGGGCUACGGCCACCGCAGUAUCAAACCACUAGAGUCGAUGAUCUCACGCGGUACAGCCGUCAAGUGCGCGGAUUUGGAGAAACGAGCUGCUGCUCUAUUCGCCGCGAGGUACUGCUAUUUCGCUGCCGCCGACGCGUUCACCUCGCUUAUGUUGCGUGCUGGUGCGAGUGCCCAUCGGAACGAUGCUUAGUUUUUUUGCAAACGUUGUUUGGGUGUGUAUCGCGUGGUAAGAAUUGAACCCCCCCAAACUGUUUACGCAAACAGAACUGUAUCAACCCAGUUUGCCGUCGACAAUGGUGUAAUGUUCUCGCGAGUUUUCGAUCGAACCUAGGUGAAAAUUGGGUUCUUUCCGCGGGAUCGACUGGCAUAAUCAGCAGUGCAAUCAGUGUCGGUGUUUGUGGAGUGAUUUUCUCACUGAUAAGGUGUAAAUUGAGAUAGCACUCAAUUAGAGCGAAGUGAUUGAAUAUGUGUUCGGUACACAUUCAAUGAAGCUUUCAGAAAUGGUGGAACUGACUCAUGCCAAACGGUUCAAUUACACGGUCGUUCGGAUGUCGGAUGUUGUAUAGGGCUUGUACUGACUCAGUAAUAAAUUUAAACUGCUGUGUGCGGAACAUAGUGAAAUAGACCAAAGCACCACAAUGGAGACAACGUUGUCAACGGAUGAAGAGAACGCCCUAACGCUGUUCGAAGAACUGGAAAGAACAGACAUCAAUACGCUUAACCUGAACGUGGACUGUUGCUGUGGUUUGAUGCGGACAUCACCGUUUCACCAGACCAAAGCUAAGUCAAGUUCCCGAGAACGGAUACGGAAAGAUUCCGGAGUGUCCAGUGACGACGAGAAACACGUCGAUAAUUGUUUCCAUACCUCAGAGCACAACAUAGACUGCCAUAGAAAAAUACACGAGCCCCUCGAGCCCAGUGAUACGGAAGGACACUGCAGUGUCGCUGGAGUGAGCCAUCCGUCCAGAUCUCACCGACGAAAAGAUCGGUAUCGACGAUUCGGUUUGGUGGAAUCAAACAUCCUGAACAGUUUCCAGCUGCAAAACUGCAAACGGAAAGCUGGUCACGCUUACGAUUCUGCCAAUUCAUCGGGACAAACCAGCUUCAGUUCGACGGCGUCCAGUAUGAUUGAGGAUAUCUCGGAUAAAAUUGAGGAUAUAGGAAAACUGGACACAAAUAUUCACUCUCUUAUGUUCAAAUCCGUCGAGCUGCAUAAUGACAUUUUGUCUCUUGAAGCAACAACGAACCGACUCAUAGCGGACAACCGUAGGUUCUGUGAUGAACUGGAUGACGUCCGUUAUUUGGACGAUCUAAUUACGACCCUGAACGGAGACAUCGGUCCCGUGAUACACCGGGAAUGGCCAUACGAAAUUCUGUUCGACACACCGAUAGAAGAGGGAACGGCAGUUACGUGAUUGUUUUUCCCGUUUGGACAACCGAAGUGCAAAACAUGCUGGCAGAACGGUGAUUGCUGGCGAAACAUGGAAGCAAUGUAGUGUUACCAAUUUACCAUUACUAAUUACCAGUGGCAAUCUGCAGGUGCCAAAGAAUGUUGUGACUACAAUAAAAAAUAAUAAUAUGAAGGUAAAACUAA